Molecule: messenger RNA, 2114 nt
Organism: Umbelopsis ramanniana AG
Lineage: Eukaryota; Fungi; Mucoromycota; Umbelopsidomycetes; Umbelopsidales; Umbelopsidaceae
Exons: 1
Coding region: 129-1997 (622 amino acids)
Biological process (GO): 3-(3-hydroxy)phenylpropionate catabolic process
Molecular function (GO): 3-(3-hydroxyphenyl)propionate hydroxylase activity; FAD binding
Source: RefSeq, a predicted model, not a curated record
AUUUCUUCCACCAUCCAAUUACCCACACAUCCUCGCGUUCCCAAUUUAUCCGAUUGAAUCCAGAAUCAUAGAUUUAUAUAAUCCGCCAAAAAAAAGCACCUGUUACCUUCUUUAACACCCACACUUUUAUGGUUUCGCCAACACAAGACACUGAUGUUAUCAUUUGCGGCUGCGGCCCUACUGGAGCUUUGCUGGCUGGAUACCUGGGCAUCAUGAAUAUCCGGUGCAUAGUCCUCGAGAAGGAGCAAGAAAUUGUCACUGAUCCUAGGGGUAUUGCACUAGACGAAGACGGUAUCCGACUUGUGCAGGGCCUUGGGCUGUAUAGUCAUGUGUACACAGACAUUGGCACAUACGUGGAAAAAGUGAAAUUUGUCGCUGGAGUCCACAACGACCUAUACAGACAACCUUUCCUCACCUUCGACAUGGGACUUAGUGAUGGUGGAGGUGGCCAUAUGGGCCUUCUUGGUCACAAGCAACCGGCAUUGGAGAAAAAUAUGCGAUUGAAAAUGUCAAGAGAACCUACUGUUGAUUUUCGUCCGUCAUCAACCGUUGUGAACAUUUCAGAAGACCAAGAGAACGUGUAUGUCAACUACAAAGACAAGGAAGGGUCCAUCGUCAAAAUUUGUUCAAAAUUUCUAGUGGCAGCAGAUGGCAAGACUGGCUUUACCAGAAAACAAUAUCUAGAGCCCAAGGGCAUUAUAAUGGAAAACACCAAUACAAAGUAUAAUGAGACUUGGGUUGCACUCAACUGGAAGAUUACCCUUCCUACAGAAGACUCGCAUCCAAAUUUUCCGCUGUGGAAGCUUGGCUACACCCCUGAAGACGUUUAUGAGAAGUUCUUUCCGUCAGACUUCAGAUUUCUAUGUAAUCCUGAACGACCCGCGGUUUGCGGCAGAUUUGGCCCACCGGACGAACGCUUGUGGCGAUUCGAAUUUGUCGUCAUCCAAGAGGAAGACGGGCACAAGAUGUCUGAAUAUGAGAGUAUCAAGAAAAUCGUCUUCCCGUAUAUUACCCACUCUGGAAGGAAAUAUGGUCUCCCGCAAGACGUGACUUAUCCUGAAGACUGCAUUGAAACUCUACGCUGCAGGCCGUUUACAUUUGCCGCUCGCAGUUGUAACAAGUGGUCUCUUGGUCGUGUUCUCCUUAGUGGUGAUGCAGCCCAUGUGUUCCCUCCCUUUGGUGGUCAAGGCAUUGCCUCCGGGUUUAGAGACGCUUCCGGUUUGGCGUGGAGAUUAGCGGUAGCCUGUCGAUCCAAUUUCAAGGACUAUGAAUUGCUCUUCAAAGGAUGGUACACAGAACGCAAACAACAACUUGAUAGGUCUUUGAACACAACGGUCGAAAACGGUCGUUUCGUAACAGAGAAGAAUUUCCUCAAAAACUUCAUCCGAGAUUGGGGUCUUUGGACUCUGCAACAAAUUCCUCAAGUGCGCCGUAUUCUGGCCAAAGGCGAUACUCGAAAUGGACUGCACAAGUAUAAAUUUGAAGAGGGUAUGGCUUUUAUUCCAAAAGGUGCUGGUGGUCUUCUUUUCCCUCAAAGAUUUGCCAAACGGUUGACCUCUGGCAAUGACCAUGCGGAGAUCGUUUUCACUGACGAUCUGAUAUUUGACGGCUCUAAAAAAUGCCUCUUCCAACUGGUCGUAUUAGUGGACAAACUAUCCGAGGUUGCCGAUGCCGCUGACGCUCUUGUUGAUAUUGAGAACCUUUCCAACGGCGAGUUGGCUAUCCAAGAUGCAACUUUCCUUGUCCAUGAUCCACUAGAACGUAACACAAACGAUAGCUUCCGGAUCGCCCGCAUUGCUACCAUUGAAGAAUUUGCUGCCUCACCCCUAUGCGAAGGACGCCUCAAGCCUGUAGAUUUUGAUAUUUACCGCAUCAAAAAAGAGGUUGCUAACAGCAAGUACAUAAUCGUGAGACCAGACCGAUAUGUUUUCGCAACUUGCAAUGAUAAGACUGAGUUAGAUGAAGCUGCAGCAAGUCUGGCCAAGCUACUAUCAUGAAAUGGUAGGGACCGAAUAAAAUCAUUUAGGCAACGGCAUUGCCCCAUCAUCGAGAAUUUUCAAUAAAGCAACCAUUUUUGCAUGAAUGAGUGAUUGAAGCACGGGCCAACAGCGCUG